AGACAUAUUCAGGCAGUCUCAGACACACUCCCAGUCAGGCAGUAUAAUCAGGCAAAAACAGGCGGUAUAAUCAGGCAGUAUGGGAUCCAAGAACGGAAAGCCAGUCCUGACAGAGGAAAAUGCCGAAGCUCUGGCCCAAUCAAGUGGAUUGACUCCCGUUCAGGUUCGUGAGCAUUUUGAUGCUUUUGUUGCUGAGCACCCAAACGGAAAGAUGAAAAAGAAGGAUUUCCGUGAAAUGAUGUCAAAGGCUCUCCCUAAAAAAGAUGCAAGCAAGAUGGAGUCUCAUGUAUUCAGGAUUUACGAUUCGAACAACGAUGGUGUCAUCGAUUUCGUCGAGUUCAUGGUCGUCUACUACAUUAUGACCGAUGGAACCCCACAGGAAGUCCUAGAGAGAAUAUUCAGGGUGUUUGAUGUUAACAGUGACGGAACUAUCACUAAAAAGGAGCUCAAGAGAUUGAUUAAGGACAUGUAUGGACUCCUGAAGGACGAGAAUGCUGAACAAGCAAGCCAAGAUCUUAUCACCAAGUCAGCAUUUGCUGAGAUGGAUCAGGUUUUUAAACUAUAAAAUAUUAUCAUGACC
Eurytemora carolleeae is the source of this 580-nucleotide messenger RNA. RefSeq names its product neuronal calcium sensor 2. Bases 80 to 565 code for a protein of 161 amino acids. The transcript is spliced from 7 exons. NCBI's taxonomy places the organism in Eukaryota, Metazoa, Arthropoda, Copepoda, Calanoida, Temoridae. Gene Ontology annotation, molecular function: calcium ion binding. The record is from RefSeq and is a predicted model, not a curated record.